CUUGUUUGCAAAUUACUCUUAGCAUUCGAACAGAUUUCAGAAAUGAUCGAGAUUGUCUUAGCAGUUUGUAGUGUAGUUGGUGGUGCAUUUCUGAAUGUUCUCUUUGAAGAAGCAGCUGAUCUGCUCAAGAUGUUUCUGAAGAAUAAGCAGUUGAAGAAGCAUUGUCUUCAGAUUGUGCAGAGUGAUGCAGAGAAUAAGCAGGCAUCAAAUCAACAUGUGAGAAAGCGGCUUAAGGUGGAAGGUCAACUUCGAAAUCUUGCACAAACAAGCGACCAGCAAAAGAAUGAAGGAGGAGAAAAGAAGAAAGAAGGAGGAGAAGAGAAUAAGAAGGAUGGAGGAAACUUAAGUGUUGUUUUGAAAUCAUGUAAUUGUGAAGGAUGUGCUACAAAAGUUGUCAAAGCCAUUUCAAGUGUUGGAGGUGUGGAGAAAGUUAUGCGUGAUGAGGAUUCGAAGAAACUAACUGUGAUUGGAAAAGUUGAUCCGGUGAUGUUACAAGAGAAAGUUGAAUGGGAAACACACAAGAAAGUUGAACUUGUCUCUCCGAUACCGAAAACGGACGGUAAGGGAAAAGGAG
Capsicum annuum is the source of this 574-nucleotide messenger RNA. RefSeq names its product heavy metal-associated isoprenylated plant protein 3. Gene Ontology annotation, molecular function: metal ion binding. NCBI's taxonomy places the organism in Eukaryota, Viridiplantae, Streptophyta, Magnoliopsida, Solanales, Solanaceae. The record is from RefSeq and is a predicted model, not a curated record. The annotation marks the transcript as partial. The transcript is spliced from 4 exons.